AUCUACAUCUUUUCCAGCGAUGCGUGACAAUAUGCGAUUCGUUCUCAUCCCUUUCAUAGUCUGGGUUGGAUUUGACAAUGUUGAUGGGACGUGUACAUUUCCAACCACGUGGGAUGGCACGUGGUAUGACAGCAGCAUGACGUCUUCAAAUAUUGUGUUGGAUAGGGCAAAUCUUAAAGUCACUUCCGGUUGGACCGUCACUGCAUAUGCGUCAACCGUAACUUCAUGGACAUGCGUGAACCACGACACCACCAAUAAUUUGAUACUCUUUAAAGGUGAUCAGUUCAUUAACCUGUUCAGCUCACUACAAAAUGCCUUUAGAUGCCUAAAAUACACCAAAAUAACAGAUUAUUCCUAUAUGUACUAUAUAUAUGCUGAUAUACAAGUAAACGCAAAUAAUGCACGAGUAUAUAUUGAGAGCAAUGACCCUUCUGUGACGACAUGGCCCACGUCAUCCACAUAUUGCAACCCAUCUGACCUUGGAACAGAAGAGUAUGCUGUCUUGGUCAAGGACGGUCAACUUACUGACAUAAAGCAGUAUUUUCCCACUCCUUUUCUGUUUACCGCUGCUUACACCCACAAUGACGGAAGCUCUACAACUUGUGGGACGGGGUCUGUCUGGGAUAUAUGUACCGACAGGAAAAUUGCAACUGUGAACUACACGCAAUGUGCAACAAAACAGUUCUACUCAACCGGAGGCGAGGGUUACUGCGUUUAUUAUACCUCCAGUGGAAGUACUUACUAUACGACUAUCGUCAAUACGGAUACCACAGUGGAUUUUUCCACCACCUACCGGUUUACCUGCUAUGCCGUGACGUCAUCAGGGUCCACAAUUUACGCUAGUGACAGCAAGGGUACGUGUGAGAGAUCACAGUCUCCCACAGUCAAACAGACAGACGGGACGGGUACACUGGUGUUUACCCCAUACAUUACCUGCCCCUUUACAGACGCCAAUGACACAGCGUCAGCGGGAUCCAGCUUGGGAAUAAUCAUAGGAAUAGUGGUUGCAAUUUUGUUAUUACUCAUUGCUUUAAUAGUGGGUAUCAUCUUGUACAAGAAGAACAAACAAAAGCAGAAAACAGUGCACCAGACGCUCAGAGAAAACCAAGUUUUCCCGUCAACUGACAUGGACUUAGAGACAUACAGAGAUGCUUUAAGUAUAGGCCCCACGGACGAAGGCCGCUUACCUCCUAUUACACACCGCUCUAAUCUUCCCCAAAACGAGGCUGUGGAGGCAACAACCCUCCCAUCUUCCCUUCCUCCGAUCAAAAAAAUCAGCAUUGAAGAACUUAAUCCACAUGAUGCUACGGCAAUUGAUAUACCGGAGAAGAAGCAGUUAGAUCCAAUCGGAGAAUAUAUUCCAAAUGGCGUAGAGACAAAGCCGUCAACAGGCGCAGUGCCCCUACCACCAAUUACCCAGACCAUGAAAUAAUCCAGAUCACACCCCAGUGGCAUUGCAAGUUUAGAAUGGGAUGUACGAUCAUACUUAUAUAUGAUUUCCCUCUUUGUGGGUGCCAUCACGACACGUGACUAAGACUACUCACCUAUUAUUGCUAUUUAUUGACUAUUUUGUUAAUGUAUGUUGUUGAUUGAAUGAGAGAAAAUUUUUGAAAGUUUUUAUUAAAUCAAUACAUAUAAAUGAAGACUGUUUUUAAAAUUAGUUCCCUGCCCCCAUCAUUAGCUAUGAUCUCCAAAGAUCAAUGUAUAAUUAUGUAUAAUGUAAGAAUGCACGAAAUUAGAAGAGAUUAAAGUAAUGAGAUUAACUGAUCCACGUUUUUUCACAACGUAGAAACGAUUAUUUACACUAUGAUUGAUCUCCAUACUGUUAUUCAACAUAAAACGAUCAAUGCUAUUCAUUGCACUUGAAGAAGACCAUUAUUAUCAUCUUUUGUUUGUAUGUGCUCUAAGCACGCCAUUAUAUAUGAAUAUUAAGGAAUGCUUGAUAGAGAAGACUUCAUAUAUUUUCUUGUUAAUGAUCUUCAAAUAAAGUUGUUGAAUUUA
Messenger RNA from Saccostrea cuccullata (small rock oyster), 2001 nucleotides. RefSeq lists its product as uncharacterized. The transcript has 12 exons. Lineage: Eukaryota; Metazoa; Mollusca; Bivalvia; Ostreida; Ostreidae. The record is from RefSeq and is a predicted model, not a curated record. The coding region runs from base 20 to 1432 and encodes 470 amino acids.